This is a messenger RNA of Lytechinus variegatus (green sea urchin), 1638 nucleotides long. RefSeq names its product N-acetylglucosamine-6-phosphate deacetylase-like. Gene Ontology annotation, molecular function: N-acetylglucosamine-6-phosphate deacetylase activity. Gene Ontology annotation, biological process: N-acetylglucosamine catabolic process. The record is from RefSeq and is a predicted model, not a curated record. The coding region runs from base 4 to 1377 and encodes 457 amino acids. NCBI's taxonomy places the organism in Eukaryota, Metazoa, Echinodermata, Echinoidea, Temnopleuroida, Toxopneustidae. The transcript has 9 exons.
ACCAUGUUUACGGACAAUAAUAAUUGUUGGGCAAACGUUAACAGCAUCGCCUGGCGUUCCAUAGACAUAUUUUUCACAAGCCUAGGCAAGCAAGCACGAACGGGAAACCUCCGUUUUUUCCUUUUUUACAACCGCAGGCUGAAAAUGCCAUCCAACAGCUCAGUCUCGCGUCAUCCCAUCAUCCAAUUCAGAAACUGCCGUAUCCUUCAUCAGCGUCAGAUCAUCCGAGACGACCUGUGGGUGAGGAACGGAGAGAUUUUGAAUCCACAAAAGCUUUUCUGGGAGGAGAAAGGCUAUGCGGAUUACCAGAUAGAUUGCCACGAUGCCAUCAUUGUUCCAGGCUACAUCGAUGUACAGAUCAAUGGUGGUUUUGGUUACGACUUUUCAUCAGAGCCAGAGCUUGUGUCAGAGGGAAUUCAGAAGGUGGCUCAGGGUAUCCUAUCCCACGGGGUCACUUCUUUCUGCCCCACCCUCAUCACAUCAUCACCAGAUACAUACAGAAAGAUUAUACCACAGGUACACAAAACAGAAGGAUCAGCAGAAGGGGCAGGCAUAUUAGGUAUACAUUUAGAAGGGCCGUUCAUCAGUGUGGAGAAAAGAGGAGCGCACCCCCAGCACCUGGUUCACCCCCUCUCUAGAGGCACCCAAGAUCUGUGGGAUGUCUACAGCAAUCUGGAUGAUGUUGCCAUAGUAACGCUAGCUCCGGAGCUGAGUAAUGCCAAGGGUGUAGUCCAGGAACUUGUUAAGAGGGGUAUUACAGUAUCAGUGGGUCAUUCUACAGCUAAUCUAUGUAUAUCAGAGGAGUCUGUCAAUGCCGGUGCUUCAUUUAUUACUCAUCUCUUUAAUGCUAUGCUUCCAUUCCAUCACAGAGACCCGGGUAUAGUAGGUCUUCUGGCUAGCAAUGCUAUCAGUCGUUGUGUCUACUACGGCAUCAUUGCCGAUGGUAUACACACACAUCCAGCGGCUCUACGUAUCGCCUAUCAGACACAUCCUGAUGGUGCUGUCCUGGUAACUGAUUCCCUGUCUGCAAUGGGGCUCCCACCUGGAAGGCACCAUCUAGGCACCCAACAGCUUGAUGUUAGGGACAAUGCUGCGUAUGUGGCCGGCACAAACACUCUCAGCGGAAGCAUCGCCACCAUGUCAUCUUGUGUACGGUACCUUAAAGAAGCAACCCGCUGCACCACGGUACAGACCAUCGAAGCCGCAACCCUGCAUCCCGCCCAACUCCUUGGCAUCACAGACAGGAAAGGAACCCUAGACUACGGCACCGAUGCAGACUUCUUGUUUGUUGAUGAUGAUUUAAAUGUUCAAAGGACUUAUAUCGCUGGUGAAAUGGUUUGGGACUCCAAGACGGGUUUCAGGAAUGGAGCCAGCUAGCAAGUAUAUAGCCAGUUUGUUCCAUGUAAAACAGAUACAUGUAUCAUCCUUUGCCACAGUUGUGUGUUUAUGAAGUAAAAUAAAGAUAUAUUUUUUAUCAUCUCUUUUAAUACUGAAAUAUAUAUUUAAUAGUGCACCAUUGAAUAGGCAACUACAAUGUAGUUAAUGAGCGCCUCAUAAAUGAGUAAAGCAUUAUUUUUUUUGUAAACACAAUGGCCGGUAUUCUGAAGUCAGGUUUAACUUUAUAGACUAUGGUAUUAC